AUGGACUCUCUUUGCGAACAAAUAGAUAAAUUAACAAUAAAUUAUCUUGAAGAAUUUGGUCAGUUAAUUUCGUGUAAACAAAUACUUGAAGAUACAAUAAGACAAGGAUAUUUUAAUAUUUCUCAUGCACGUGUUAUAAUGGGUGUUAAUAAUCUAUCAUAUUUGCAAUAUUCUGAAAAAGAUCCAAUGCUUGCAUCAACAAAAAUAUCUAUUUCAUCAUCACCAUUUCAAAUUGAAAAACAAACUGAUAAAGAACAUUGUAAUGAUACAUUAAAAUGGUUUGGUUUAUUAACUCCAAAUAUAUUAAAACAAGGUCAAAAAUCAUUUCAACAAACUAUUGAUUUAGCAUUAGAUGCUUGUAGAAGACAAGAAAAUAUUUUGUAUUUAAAAAAUUAUCAUCAACUUGGAUGGAAACGUUUAAAUCGUGUUCAAUCAUUGCCAUUGAAAGAUAAUUGGCCAAUAGUUGCAGGAAAUGCUAUUGCAACAUUUUCCAGUGGAUUUUUAGGAGGAUUAAUAACACAUCGUAUGGCACGUAAUUUAUCACUUAAUAUAACUGCAAGUUCACGACCAGCAACUGGUGCUUGUUUUCUUGUUGUUACUGUUGCGCAUUUAUCAGCUUAUUAUUAUACUGUACUUCAACCGAUGUUUUCUGGUGAUCCAAGAUUAUGUACAACAUGUCUGGAAAUACGUUCAUUUGCACUUGGAACUUUUUUACCUAUAACAAUGGGAGCAACUACAGCAGUUUUACUUAAUCUUUCAUCAUGUCUUUUAAAUAAAACUUUACAUUUACCACAAUUUAAUAUUCGAGCAUAUCCUGAAUGGAGACAAUUUUUUCGUCAACAUGCUUUUAAAGGAAUGGCACAUCGUCAUUUUUUUGCUUAUCCAUUAAUAAAUGGAUUUUUAGCAUCAAUGGUAUUUCUUGGACAACAUUACUAUUGGAAAAAUUAUCUUCAACAACAAUUAGAAACACUUAGUGAACAAUCAUCAUCAUCAUCAAGUAAAGAACCUAAAAAACGUGUAAGACCAUUUGGAGUUGUACAAGAUUUUUUUGCUAAAUUGUUUAGCAAUAAAAUGCCCGAGAAAAAAACAGUAACCGUGCAAACAGGCACAAGCACGUUGACCUUACUGUUGGUAGCUAUUGCUGGAGGCAUUGUAGCUGUUUCCCUUCAACCAUUAAUACUUCUAGCAUACUCACAUUUUGGUAUGCAAAUUAUACCAACAUCUUACUCACAAUCACCAAAUACAAGAUCAUUCGAACAGGUAUCUACAUCACUACCUUUAACAACAACAGUUGAGCCAGCUAUAACUACAAUGGAGCAAGAGAUGAUUACUUCUACAACUACUGCUUCUUCUCCUCCUCCUUCUACUACUACUGCUACUGCUACUACUACUGUCACUACUACUACUACUACUGCCAAAUCAAUAGUCGUAAAAAAUGAUCCAACUGUUGAUGAAGACCCGAUAUAUCUUAAAGAUGAGUCACUAACUAUAAAAGUUCCUGAAACGACAACAGCCAAACCGAUUGUUACUGAGAAACCCAAAGAAUCGAAAUCAACUGAUAAAAAAAAAGUUGACAAAUCCGAAAAAACAUCACAAUCAGUUAAAUUAGAAAAAGUGCCUCAAUCACCAGAAAUAAUUGAUGUAACUGGACGGAAUAAAGAAAUUCCAGAUGAAGUUAAAAAUUUCAAAUCAACCAGAAUAAAUAUGAUAAAAACAAAAAAAUUAUGGAUACCUAUUCCAAAAUCUAAUGGUGGUCAUCGUCGUGUACCACCUGUUUCUAUUCGUGCUGGCAAAGAGCAUGAUAGUAGUAUCAAACAUUGGUUAUUUGAAGAAUUUCUUUCACAUGAUGAAUGUUCAAAUUUAAUUAAAGUACAUAAAGAACAUGUGAAAAAAAUGAGAGAAAUCGAUCCAAUUAUAUGUUUUGAUAGUAUUCAAACACUACGUAAACAUUUAACAGAUUUACAACCAAAUACAACAGUUCAUGUUACACCUAAUGAUUUUACUAAAGGAACAACUUGUGUUAAUGCAACAUUUUCAUCUACGCUUAAACAAUGGGGUUUAAAAUGGUCUUAUUCAACAGCAUUUUAUCUUGGUGAAAGUCCGUUUUCUACAUUAUUAUCAAAACGUAUUGAAGAAGGUACUGAAUUACAAUCAACUCAUGGUGGAAAAUUUCAAAUAACAUCAACAGACAAGGGCGUUGGUUAUAAAGCACAUCGUGAUUGUACGUUAGAUGGUUUGAAACAAGAUCGUUAUGCGACAUUUUUAGCUUAUUUAAACACUGUUAUGGAAGGUGGUGAAACAGAAUUUCAAGAUUUAGAAAUAAAAAUCAAACCAAAAGAAGGUCGUGUUAUCGUAUGGAAUAAUAUGAAUGAAAAUGGUGAAUGUGAAGAGAAAAGUAUUCAUUCAGCGAAUAUUGUUGGAGAUGAAGAAGGAAAAUUUGUUCUUCAACGAUGGUAUUAUUAUGAAAAUUUCUAUUCGCUUGGUAAACGUCCACCAGAACCUGAUAUACCAGAACGAAAACCAGGUCAAGCACAAGUAUCAUGCGAUGAAUAUGAUAUGGGAAGUUGCCGAGCUUAUGAUGAAUGGAAUUAUAAUCAUUUACUAAAAUAUCGUCAUGUCAAUCAUCAUCUUGUCUAA
Molecule: messenger RNA, 2637 nt
Organism: Adineta steineri
Lineage: Eukaryota; Metazoa; Rotifera; Eurotatoria; Adinetida; Adinetidae
Source: the annotation of a GenBank genome assembly